CGGAGCGGCGCUGAUGGAGCCAGAAGAAGAAAACGUUUACGUCAACCUGGAGGACCUGGACGGAUCCAAACAGCAGCGACCCGAACGCGCCGGUACGCCUGGACGUCACGUCCAGCAGCAAACUGAUGGGUUUCAUGGCAAAAUUACUUCUUGAAUGCUAAUUUAAGGAAAAUCAGGGUUUUUAAUUUUAACUGAUGACAAUUAGGAAACAGAUGCAUCUGAAAUAAUUAGAAUAAUUAAUAAUUAAGCUCAUCUGAUACAUAGAUCUAUAACACAUAGAGUGUCAGUCUGGAGGUCCUGAUGAAACUACUCCACAUUCUGGAACAGACUUAGCCCGACAGCGUGGUGGUACAUUUUGUCCUUCCACUCAACUUUCUACAAACUUACUUGGAUAAUCAGUCUCUAUCAAAUGUUGAUUAUCAAUUUUAUUAUUGAUUAUUGGAGUUUGCGAUGUUCAUUAUUUUUUUGUUUUCUGAGCUGUAGCUGCACAUUUUAUGACUUUUUAUGUUUGUCUUCAUAAUAUUGGACAAACGGUUGAAUCUUUUCUCUGAGCGACAGAUUGAGGGACUGACGGUUUCAAUCUGCUGCUUCGUUCCAGAGAGAAAAGCCUGAAAAUAUGUUAAUUAAAAUGAUGCAGAUUUUAAAUCUGUCAGUUCCUCUGAUCCUCUAAGGCUCAUAUAUUUACAUACACUGUGGCUGCAGAUAACGAUUAUAUUACUGAUCAUUUGCUCUAAUUAUUUAACCAGAUUAAAGGUUUGUCACAUUCUGCAGGUUUUCAUUUAACCACAUAAACCAGUUUUAAACAAUAUUAACUAAACAUAAAUAAUUUUACUGCUUUAGUUGUUAAAAUUCAGUAUUUAGUGAAUGUUUGAUCAUCAACAUGUGCAAACUGGUUAUUGAUUAAUAAUCUGACAGUAAAAGAUGAUUAAUUUGGGAUUUUUCUUUGCAGAACCGGAACCAGGUGAAGAUGAAACCUGGUUCAGGUUCUGGACGGGUUCUGGGAGGUAAACCAGAGGGAGCCGCCUCUGAAAGGGGAACCGGAACCAGAACCGGAACCAGAACCGGAACCGGUUCGUGUUCUAAAGUUUUUCUGGGACUGCUGAGUUUCGUCCUGCUGACGUCGGUGGUGGCGGUCGGUUUCCUGUACCAGAGAGAUUUCAGCCAGCUGAGCAGACAGCUGGCCAAUCAGACGGCAGAGAGAAGCCAGCUGCUGCUGAGGCAGCAGAACCUGACCAAUCAGAGGGACCGGCUGGACGCCCGUCUGAAGGCGGCAGAACUUGAUCUGGACCGGAUGAGGAGCGGUUCUGUGUUCUGCCCUGCAGGAUGGAGGCGGUUCGGCUGCAGCUGCUACCUUCUGUCUUCGUCGAUGAGCAGCUGGGAAGGCAGCAGAGCUCAGUGUUUGCUGACCGGAGCCGAUCUGGUGACCAUCAGCAGCCAGGAGGAAAUGGAGUUCCUGGAUCAGCUCGGAGCCCAGCUGAAGGUUUGGAUCGGGCUGAAGGAAGCGAGCCGAGGUUCUGGAUGGAAGUGGACCGAUGGAAGUUCUCCAGGAGUCACGUUCUGGACGCGGCAGACAUCUUGGACCAGCAGAACCCAGAGCUGUGCAGCUUUUAACAGAGGCAGCCGGUCAUGGAGCGAAGAGUGGUGCUCUCAGCUGCUGCGAUCAGUUGUUUGUAGUUCAUCUUCCUCUGGGUUCCUUCAUGUUCUGUCUGCCAGCCUGAAGAACCAGAACCACGCUCCUUCAGGACAUUUCACACAUAAACAUCUUUUUUUGUUUGGACAUCACAGAAGAAAAAAACGUUUUGUCCAGAAAAUGCAUGGAGAAAACUCUGGAAGAACUCUGAAUGAAUCGCUGCUCGGAGUUUUUUAACCUCAGCGUCUUUCUAAAACUAAAGACCCAAUAAGAAACAUCCAGAUCUUCAGGAAACUGAAACUGUUUUGUCAGCAGAUCCAUCAUGUUUCUGUCUAUCUCCUUGUUUACCAGGAAAAGGUUCUGGAUGGUACCAGAGGCUGAGGUUCUGCUCCCUUCAUCUGUUUCUUUGUUUUGGAAAUUUUCCUGCACUGACUUUUAAAAGCGUGACUCUGAAUAUUUAACGCCCAUUGUUGGUAUUUUCUGCUGGACUCGGUCUGAAAGCAGAAAACAUCCAGUUCAGCCCAGGCAUGGUGCAUUCAGGGACUGUCAGGAAACGAUAUAACCCACACCACACUGGUCAUAAAGCAGACAAAUCUUUGAUUCUCAUUUAAUAACCUCAUUUUAAAUUUGCUAUGAAAAAGUUCUAAGAGUAAAAUUAUCAUAAAAAAUGAUUGAAAAGAUCAUUCUAACCUUUGAUUAGGCCACUGAGACCUUUCUUACAUCAGGCUGUGACUCCAUGAAUGAAAUGUUCAUCAGUAACUGGGACCAGAUUUGAUCUGUGGCUUCGUCUGUUUCUAAAACUGUCAGAUUUCCUUUAGAAACUGAAUUAUUAUCAUUUCACACUCGCUGUUGUUCUGCAUAAGGGGAUGCAGGUACAUCUUUAACCUCAUUGCAUCGUUCAUCCUCUCUCUUCUUCAUUUUGUGAUUAGAAAGGUGUUGUUAAAUGUGUGGCUCAGGGGCCGUUUGCGGCGCUUAAAAAACAUUUGUGUGGCCUCCAACCAAACUUCAGCAGCGGUCCAAACGUGGCCGUCCAGAGAGUAAACUGAUGCGGAUGGAAACGUUUUACAGCAUUCACUGCUCUGUUCAUAUCCCCAAAUUCCAUCCAUCCAUCCAUUUUCUUGCACCCUUGUCCCUCAGUGGGGUCGGGAGGUGC
Molecule: messenger RNA, 2783 nt
Organism: Poecilia reticulata (guppy)
Lineage: Eukaryota; Metazoa; Chordata; Actinopteri; Cyprinodontiformes; Poeciliidae
Source: RefSeq, a predicted model, not a curated record